AUGAUGUACUUUCUUCGCGUUCCCUUUUUGAUGGUGGGUGAUCCAGAUAUUAUCAAAGAAAUUCUUAUUAAAAAAUUUCCGAAGUUCCACGAUCGGAGGGUAGGUUUCUGUUAUUGAUCAUUAUUUUAAAACGUAUAUAAAAAAGGUACAGCAGCCUUUUCUGUUUGUUUGUAUGUGUGACUUAGCAAAACUAUACGUAUACCAUGCUUAAUCAUUAUGUAACACUCUGUGGCUCAGAUAUAAUAACAAUGAUCAACUGAUUUACACUUUGAAUUUUUGAAAGAAAAAUCUUUAAUGGUGGAGGUGCUCAAGCAAUUUCUUUAGGAUAAACAGAAGGAACGUCGCCGUCCAACAUUUCGUACAGAACUGACAAGUAGUUCCAUAGAAGCAUGACGUCACAAAGGUAGUACCCUGUACCUAUGCUUUUAACCCUAUCUAUAAAGACCAUAGUAAAACAAUGGACUGUUUCACUUUGGCAGGGCACGGUAGAAUUUGGCAGACCUUACAACAGAAUGUUGACCAUUGUACCUGGCCAAAAAUGGAAAGAUCUUCGGACAACUUUGUCACCAACCUUUAGUGCCUUUAAGAUAAAGCAGGUAUGUAUGUAUUUG
This is a messenger RNA of Porites lobata, 611 nucleotides long. The record is from the annotation of a GenBank genome assembly. Lineage: Eukaryota; Metazoa; Cnidaria; Anthozoa; Scleractinia; Poritidae.